AUGGGCGUCGAUGGCACCAUCUCCAAGGGUGUGUUCUCCUUGCAGCUUGUCAACAAGCUCAAUUCCAACAAUGUCCGGGCCUACAUUUCCGGCCUCGACCCGAACGGCGCUCUCGUCAUGCUCGGCCAGAACGGACAAUGGAUCUACCCAACCACAGGCUCCGCUCAACCUGUCCCGGUCCAAGGCGACAUUGCCAUCCCACUCGGACCAGCCAACAGCACCACCCCCAUCUCUCUCCCCGGCUUCAUCUCCUCCUCCCGCGUCUGGAUCGCCGACGGCGAUCUCUCCUUCCUCGUCGUCGCAACAACCAACGGUCCCGGCCUCGUCGAACCCGCAGCCGUCAACCCCGCCGACCCCAACUCCGAAGUCAACUACUCCUUCACCGAGUUCUCCUGGGCGGCCGACUACGGAAUCUACGUCAACGUCUCCUACGUCGACUUCGUCGGCCUCCCUCUCGGCAUGGAACUUACCACCUACGACGACAACGACUUCCGCGUCCCUGGCGUGCCCGCCGACGCCGCCGUCGCUCUCUGCAAUCAACUCAAAGCUCAAGCCGCCAAGGACGGACAGCCAUGGGACCAACUCUGCGCCUACGAUACAGCCGGUGACGUCCGCCGCGUUCUCGCUCCUCCGAGCCUCAUCGCCGACAACGCCACCGCUUUCCAGGGAUAUUUCGACAGCUACGUCAACGCCGUCUGGACCCACUACGCCGCCAACGACUUAAUCAUCAACACGCAAUCCACCCCCGGCAACGUCACCUGCCGCGUCCAAGGCGACCAACUCCUCUGCGCGGGCGACAACCGCGGCUACGCCAAACCCAACGCAAAAGACAUUUUCGGCUGCAACGACGGCCCCUUCGCCAUCCUUCCCGGCGACAACGCCGUGCAUCUCGCCACCGUCCCGAGAUUGUGUGCGGCGUUCAACCGUGCGACAUUCCUCAUCGAGGAUGGCAAUGUACAACCCAGCGUGGGACCGGAGUGCUAUUACCCCGCUUCGGAGCCGGUAAAGAACUGGUAUGCGGAUCUGUUGAAGAAGAUGCAAGUCGAGGGAAAGGGGUAUGCGUUUUCGUAUGAUGAUGUGGAGCCGGAAGGUGGGAACCAGAGUGGGCUGGUGGGUAGUACGAGUCCGAAGGCGUUGACGAUUAUUGUCGGCGGGGCGUAA
Molecule: messenger RNA, 1161 nt
Organism: Zymoseptoria tritici IPO323
Lineage: Eukaryota; Fungi; Ascomycota; Dothideomycetes; Mycosphaerellales; Mycosphaerellaceae
Exons: 1
Coding region: 1-1161 (386 amino acids)
Source: RefSeq, a predicted model, not a curated record